AUGUGGUCUCCGUCUCCCAGACUGCCCGGCGGGAGAAAGAACAGAAUAUGCCUGUGGGCGACGUUCCUAGUUAUGAUCAUUUUUGGCUUGUUAUUUCUAAUUCUGGGGCUCACAGUUUUCAAGGUGAAGCGUCCUAUGAUGACUGUCCAUUCCGUUGCUCUACAGGACCUGGACUUUUCACUGGACAUAGCUAGAGUGAGAUUGGUGUUCAACUUAACCCUUGAUGUAGGCAUCUCCAUCAAGAACCCCAACAUGGUGGGCUUCAAGUACACAAACAGCACUGCGUUCCUGAGGUACAGAGGCAACGACGUCGGCCAGGUCCCCAUAACCGCUGGCAAAAUUGGCGCCCGCCACACCCGUUCUUUCAACUUUACCCUCAGCUUAAUGGCCGAUCGCCUCCUCGCAAACUCCACUUUCUAUUCCGACGUCAGCUCUGGUACGGUGCCUUUUCAAAAUUACAUAAGAGUUGCUGGCAAAGUGCGCAUACUCUUUUUUAGUAUUCACGUCGUCAGCUACACCACUUGCGAUCUGGAUAUCCAUCCUGCCUAUCGGAAUCUUUCCCAACCCAAAUGUCACUACAAGACGAAACUAUGA
Molecule: messenger RNA, 594 nt
Organism: Sesamum indicum (sesame)
Lineage: Eukaryota; Viridiplantae; Streptophyta; Magnoliopsida; Lamiales; Pedaliaceae
Source: RefSeq, a predicted model, not a curated record